This is a messenger RNA of Asparagus officinalis (garden asparagus), 2688 nucleotides long. RefSeq names its product vacuolar protein sorting-associated protein 54, chloroplastic. The transcript is spliced from 19 exons. Gene Ontology annotation, molecular function: syntaxin binding. Lineage: Eukaryota; Viridiplantae; Streptophyta; Magnoliopsida; Asparagales; Asparagaceae. Bases 198 to 2153 code for a protein of 651 amino acids. Gene Ontology annotation, biological process: Golgi to vacuole transport; retrograde transport, endosome to Golgi. The record is from RefSeq and is a predicted model, not a curated record. Gene Ontology annotation, cellular component: GARP complex.
UUGCAGCAGCAGAUUGUGCUGGUGCUCUGGAUGUUAUUGAUGACUUGCAACAUUUGCUGGAUUCUGAUGAGCUUGCUGGUCUCCAUUGUUUUCGUCACCUCCGCAAUCAAUUGGCAACAUCAUUAGAUUCAAUAAACAGCAUUCUUUCGGCAGAAUUUGUACGUGCUGCCAUACAUGACGCUAGGGCUGUGGAUUCCAUGAUUGUCUCAAAAAUAAAAGCAAGCUCUUCUAACAGCAUCAAUGGCUUAGAGGAAGCAGAGUUGAAUGAUGAUGAAAGCUCUAUUUUACAAGACCGCCUGCUUCCACUCAUUGUUGGCUUGCUGAGAACAGUAAAACUUCCUGCCGUCCUGAGGAUUUACCGUGAUACACUUAUUACUGAAAUGAAAGCUGCAAUCAAAAGUACAGUUGCUGAGUUGCUGCCUGUUUUACUAGCUCGGCCAAUAGAAUCUGAUGUCCUGAGUGGAGAAAGGACUGUAGAUUCAGAUGUUUAUAUGAUGCAUAAUGUCUUAGGUAGUGGUUUAUCUCUAGCAAGCAAGUUGAGGAACCUUUCAUCCGAAAGCUUUGUGCAGCUUUUGAUUGCCAUCUUUAAAGUUGUACAGGCACAUUUACUGCGAGCUGCAGAAGUUAAAAGAGUCAUUGAAUGGAUUAUGGGAAACGUUGAUGGCUGUUAUGCUGCUGAUACUGUUGCUGUUGGAGGACAAGGUUCAACAACAGCUGCAGUGGCUGAAGAGAGUGAAAGUCAAGUUAUUUCACAUGGCCCAUAUUCUCUUCCAAGAAGCGCUUCCAAAGUUUCAUUGUUUCAAGGAAGGAUAAAUGAGUCUUCCAGUCCUAGCACAUCAAAGAAUUUCCUUGCUGAUGUAUUACGGGAAAACACAGAAGCUGUGUUUUCUGCAUGUGAUGCUGCUCAUGGAAGAUGGGCUAAGCUCCUAGGUGUUCGUGCUUUGCUUCAUCCAAAAUUAAGGCUCCAAGAGUUUCUAAGUAUCUAUAACAUAACUCAAGAUUUUAUUGCGACUACGGAGAAGAUUGGUGGGAGGCUGGGCUAUAGCAUCCGAGGGACAUUACAGUCGCAAUCUAAGGCGUUCGUUGAUUUUCAGCAUGAAUCUCGAAUGGCAAAAAUUAAAGCUGUUCUUGAUCAAGAAACUUGGGUUUCAGUUGAUGUCCCAGACGAAUUUCAGGCCAUUCUCUCUUCACUCUCCUCUAGUGGAGUGCCAACAGAUAGUGGUCAUGCGAAAGAAGUAUCUUUUAUGCCAGAGGCUGGAUCAAAUCAAGAAAACGAAGUUGGUCCAGCUGUCCAUAAUGCCGAUGGAAAUUUGAAUGAGCAUGCACGAUCUACUUCUAAAACUAUUGUGUAUGGAGGUGUUGGUUAUCACAUGGUAAACUGUGGAUUAAUAUUGCUGAAAAUGUUAGCUGAAUACGUUGACAUUAGCAAGUGUUUGCCAGCAUUGUCAUCUGAAGUAGUCCACCGUGUCGCAGAAAUCCUGAAGCUUUUCAACACACGAACUUGUCAGCUUGUUCUUGGCGCUGGUGCCAUGCAGGUAUCAGGUUUGAAGUCCAUAACUUCAAAGCACUUAGCUUUGGCGAGUCAAAUUAUCAGUUUUAUAUAUGCUAUCAUACCAGAAAUUCGGGGAGUUCUUUUUCUGAAGAUACCUGAGGCUCGGAAAGUAUUAUUGCUGUCUGAGAUGGAAAGAGUCGCUCAGGAUUAUAAAGUCCAUCGAGAUGAAAUUCAUACCAAGCUUGUUCAAAUAAUGAGGGAAAGACUGUUGGCGAAUCUUCGCAAACUGCCUCAAAUUGUUGAAACAUGGAAUGUACCGGAAGACAAUGAUUUACAACCCAGUCAGUUUGCUAAGCAUGUAACGAAGGAAGUUGCAUAUCUUCAUCGAAUUUUAUCUCAGAUUCUUCUAGAGGUUGAUGUUCAAGCAAUUUUCAGGCAAGUGGUUCAAAUUUUCCAUUCACAUAUUUCUGAAGCAUUUUCAAAAUUGGAUGUGAACUCUCCCCAAGCCCGGAACAGGCUACGGUAUGAUGUUCAACAUAUUCUUGGAUGCAUUAGAAAGUUGCCUUCUGAUAACUCCAGUAAAGACGGUGUUCCAAACUAUGGUUUACUUGAUGAGUUUCUGGCAGAAAGAUUUGGACCUGAAGAAGCUCAAGGACAAUGAAACUUGAUAGAAGCUAACCGAAUUUUGUGAGGGAACAUCCACUUUUGGAUGUCUAUGUUUACGUUAUACAAUUGUGCUCAGAUGGUUCUUUAGUUCCCUCUUGUGGAGAGGAGUUCCACAAUUCGUUUAUGGCGUUGCUGACUAAAAUUCCAGGUCAUUCUGCAAAUAGAGUUCACGAUCUUGUUCUUCCUUAAUUUGAUUGACAGCUUGGACACGAGAUGAACUCUCUUUGGUAGUGUCAAAUCAUAUAACUUCACCUUUUUGUUGUGGUAUGAUUCCCUUUUUUUAAAUUUAUUUUUUCGUUUCCAUAUGAAGCCAUGGGAGAACUUAAGUUGUUGAUGAGAGUGUAUAUGUAGGCUGUCAUUCGUCGGUUUAGUCUCUGUAAGCCUACCCUUUGUUAAUUUAUAUCGUCAUGUAAUUGGUGUUUCAUAGAAAAUUCUCUCUACGAUCUCUUGUAUAUGUAAAUGUUUGAAUGAUCAAUAGUUGCGAGAAAUUGAAGUAUAAGAAGCAGUUGAUGCGGAAGUUUUGCCUAAAA